AAGCGUUAUCAGUAUCAGAAAAUAUCGUUAACAGUUGAGUGACAACAAGUGAAAAAAGAAGACGCUCCGAUCGAUUUUCAAAAUGUCGAAGAAACUGAUCAUCUUAGCUCUCUUUGUCGUCAUAAUUUACUACACCUCCGCUUUUCCCCAGGGAUCCGCGUGCGGUCCUAACCAAAUAUUUGACACCUGCGGAUCGGCCUGCCAGCCAAGCUGCAAAAAUCCUUCUCCAGAUGUCUGCGUUUUGAAAUGUAUUAUCGGAUGUCGAUGCGAAGAAGGAUUCAUCAAAAAUACUGACGGAAAUUGCGUUUUGACCCAAGAUUGCAGUUAGAACUGAAAUGGAAAUUUUUUAUUGAAAUGGAGAAAUUUUAUUGCAACUUUGGAAAAGAUAGAUGAAGAUAUUUUCUCAAAGAUAAUUUCAAUGUAUUUAUUUUUUAGUGAUAUGUACUAAAUAAAUUACAAGAUUUAUUAUAUAUUACAUUA
Messenger RNA from Vespula vulgaris, 480 nucleotides. RefSeq names its product chymotrypsin inhibitor-like. Lineage: Eukaryota; Metazoa; Arthropoda; Insecta; Hymenoptera; Vespidae. The transcript is spliced from 3 exons. The coding region runs from base 83 to 328 and encodes 81 amino acids. The record is from RefSeq and is a predicted model, not a curated record.